CAGCUCAGUUCCACCUCCAGCCACUUCCCUGAUCAGCUCCACUUAGUCUGGUAAUUAGUUUAAUUCUGUUCACCUGCUCACUCCCCUACUUAUAGCUGCCUCUGUCCCUUGCACUCUGCCCGAUCAUUGUGUUUGUGCUUUUUCCUGCCUGGGAACCACAUGGAGGCCAGAUCCACUCCAGUCCAGCAGGGGGCGGUAAAUUGACCAAUCAGCUGCUUUGUCUCAGUGACGUCCACCGGAAGUGAAACUAAAAGGCUCCAGCAGCAGCGUGUGUGGACUCCGCUAGAAGACGGUUGUGUUUUCGUUUCUCGGCUGAAUCUUUGCGUAGUUUCAGCAACAAUGUCUUCAGUUCAGCAUCUGAGAGAGUUUAUCAGAGAGCGACUAACUGCUGCUGCUGAAGAAAUCUUCUCAGAGGUUGAGAAAACCAUCGUCCGCUACGAGGAAGACGCCAGACUGCUGGAAAGCUACUGGAGGCCUCAGAUAAAACUCCCAAGAAUCGACCUCCAGAAGCCACAUGUCUCCAUGGAGGAGGAAGCUUCUGCCAUCCAACAUCUCUGCAACCAGAGGAGAAGGUCCAGUCAUGACCAGGAGGAAGCAGAACCUCAGGGGUCUGAAGAGGAACAGAUAGAACCAGAUCCUUCCCCGAUUCAAGAACCGGGGGAGCCAGAUCCUUCCCUGAUUCAAGAACAGGGGGAACCAGAUCCUUCCCUGAUUCAAGAAGAAAAUGUGGAGCCUGAGUCUUUGUGGAUUAAAGAAGAACAAAGGGAACAGGAACCACUAAUUGAAGACCAAGAGGACCCAGAACUUCCACUGAUUGAGGAACAAAAGGAGGGACCAGAUCCUUCUAGGCUUAAACAUGAACAGCAGGAUCUAGAAAAUUUAGCAACUAGACAGGAGGAGAAGGAUGUCUGCAGCAGUCAGGAGGGAGAGCAGCUUGUCCAGAAGCAGUCUGUUGUUCUAAUGGAGACCUUUAUUCUUCAGGAACGUGAAGGAGAACCAAUAACUGAGCAGCUUUCCUUUCAUAUCUCUCCUGUAGUUAAGACCAAAGACCAGGAAGGAAGCAGCUCCACUGGGCCAGAGAGUCAGUCUUUGACUGACACUAAGAAAAUGUCUUUAAAAUGUGACGUUUGUGGAAAGUUUUGGAAGAAGAAAAGUCAGUUGAAAAAUCAUUACAGAACCCACAAAGACCUCCAGAAGCCACAUGUCUCCAUGGAGGAGGAAGCUUCUUCCAUCCAACAGCUCUGCAACCAGAGGAGAAGGUCCAGUCAUGACCAGGAGGAAGCAGAACCUCAGUGUUCUGAAGAGGAACAGAUGGAACCAGAACCUCCUCUGACUGAAGAACAAGGGGAAUCAGUACCUCCUCUGAUUAAAGAAGAAAAGGUGGAGCCUGAGUCUUCAUGGAUUAAAGAGGAAAAGGAGGAACUAGAAUCUCCACUGAUUAAACAAGAACAUAUUGAGCCUGAGUCUUUAUGGGUUAAAGAGGAACAAAUGGAGCCAGAACCACAGACUGUAGAGCAAAGGAGCCCAGAACUUCCACUGAUUGAGCAAGAAAGGGGUUCUUCAAGGCUUAAAUGUAAAAAUCAGGAUCCUGAACAUUUACCAACUAGAAGGGAUCAGGAGGAUGUCUGCAGUAGUCAGGGGGGAGAGCAGCUUGUCCAGAAGCAGUCUGUUGCUCUAAUGGAGACCUUUACCCUUCAGGAACAUGAAGGAGAACCAAGAACUGAGCAGCUUUCCUUUCAUAUCUCUCCUGUAGUUCAGACCAAAGACCAGGAAGGAAGCAGCUCCACUGGGUCAGAGAGUCAGUCUUUCACUGACACUAAGAAAAUGUCUUUAAAAUGUGAUGUUUGUGGAAAGUCUUGGAAAAAGAAGAGUCAAUUGAAAAAGCAUUACAGAACCCACACAGGAGAGAGGCCUUUUUCUUGCCAGACAUGCGGAAAAAGUUUCACUCAGCUGUGUCAUUUAAAUUUUCACAUGAGAAAUCACACAGGAGAGAGGCCUUUUUCUUGUCAGACAUGCGGAAAAAGUUUCACUCAACUAGCCACUUUAAAUGUUCACAUGAGAAUCCACACAGGUGAGAGGCCUUUUUCUUGUCAGACAUGUGAAAAAAGUUUCUCUCACAUGUGGUUGUUAAAACUUCACAUGAGAAUCCACACAGGAGAGAGGCCUUUUUCUUGUCAGACAUGUAGGAAAGGUUUCACUGGACUGAGUCAAUUAAAUGUUCACAUGAGAACUCACACAGGUGAGAGGCCUUUUCCUUGCCAGACAUGCGGAAAAGGUUUCACUCAGCUGAGUCAUUUAAAUAGACACAUGAGAAUCCACACAGGUGAGAGGCCUUUUUCUUGUCAGACAUGCGGAAAAAGUUUCACUCAACUAGCCACUUUAAAUGUUCACAUGAGAAUCCACACAGGUGAGAGGCCUUUUUCUUGUCAGACAUGUGAAAAAAGUUUCUCUCACAUGUGGUUGUUAAAACUUCACAUGAGAACCCACACAGGAGAGAGGCCUUUUUCUUGUCAGACAUGUAGGAAAGGUUUCACUGGACUGAGUCAAUUAAAUGUUCACAUGAGAACUCACACAGGUGAGAGGCCUUUUCCUUGCCAGACAUGCGGAAAAGGUUUCACUCAGCUGAGUCAUUUAAAUAGACACAUGAGAAUCCACACAGGUGAGAGGCCUUUUUCUUGUCAGACAUGCGGAAAAAGUUUCACUCAACUAGCCACUUUAAAUGUUCACAUGAGAAUCCACACAGGAGAGAGGCCUUUUUCUUGUCAGACAUGUGGAAAAAGUUUUACUCGACUGUGUCAUUUAAAUGUUCACAUGAGAAUCCACACAGGUGAGAGGCCUUUUUCUUGUCAGACAUGCGGAAAAAGUUUCACUCAACUAGCCACUUUAAAUGUUCACAUGAGAAUCCACACAGGAGAGAGGCCUUUUUCUUGUCAGACAUGUGGAAAAAGUUUUACUCGACUGUGUCAUUUAAAUGUUCACAUGAGAAUCCACACAGGUGAGAGGCCUUUUUCUUGUCAGACAUGCGGAAAAAGUUUCGCUCAACUAGCUACUUUAAAUGUUCACAAAAAAAACGCACACAGUUGAGAGGCUUUUUUCAUGAGGAAAUAUUUGGACAAAGCUUCGGUCAAGGUGAUAGUUUGAAUCUUGUCAUAAAAUAAAAACACAAACGUAAGUAGUCUUUUUUUUUUACUACAAAUAGUGUAAAUAUUAGAAUUCUUCUUAGUAGUUUUCCACCAGAGACCCUCUGCUGCCACUUUCUGGAUUGGAGUCUCGUCUUUUCUAUAAACUUAAAGUCUGCCUUAUAGAUCUAGUCAGUUUCUUUUAGAUUGAGCAAUGUUUUACACUCAGUUCUUUCACCUGAGAAAUGUUUACACCGGCAAAGGCUGAAUAAUUAACUGAUCUUUUUUUGAGUUAGCUGUUGAGAUGUUUUAUGUUCUGAGAGUUUAUGUUAGCUAACUUGUUUAUUGUUUUAAUUCCUAAUUGUACGUCACUGGUAAGAAUUAAAAAUAAAUCAAAAGAUUAAUUCUGCAGAGCCGGUCCAAAGUUUUGUUUUUUUUAGCACUUUUUCAUCUCUGGUUUUCAGAAGCGACUUCAGCAAAAGCUUUUGAAUCCUUGUUAUUCUUUUAUAGCCUUCAGAUUUUUGUAUCUGUUCUUUUAAAUCUUGAUGUUUGUCCUUUUUUGAUCACAUUUUAUUUACUCAAAAACCUUGUCUCUUGGAGGUUUCCCUUUGGUAAGUGUUUUUUGAUUCUAAAAUAGGGUUUUUGGUUAUUUCCAAGGGUCUUGUAUAUUGAGGAGCCGUGUAGGUUUUAUAUUUUAGUUUUUUUAAUAUUGUUUUAUUUUUAAAUUCUGUACACUCUAGUAAGUUUGAUUGACAUUUAUUCUCAGCUAGCGUGUGUAAAAUAUCUAGAGUAGGAUGUGAGGGUGUCAGUUCUGUUGAGGCCUUUCAGAUUUAUCCAAUUAACUGUUGGCUUCAAAAAUUAAAUUUCUUUACAAGGACUAGCCUUGGGUCAAACAGGGUCUGGUACAGCAGGUUGAUCCAACUGCUUCUAUUUAUUUUCAAUAGAUGUCAAAUACAUAUUUUUAUUGAUACUUGUUUUUGCAUCCAUGUUUACAUUUUCUAUUGAGUCCUUUUUCUUUUCUGUUUUUCUUUCUUUUUUUACAAUUAACAAUUAAAUAACUUAAAGUGAUAUAAAUGAAUGAAUGAUGAUGGAAGAAUUUAUUUAAUAUGUUUUGUGACAGUUUGUAUUCAUAAGGUUUGAGAAAAGAUUGAAGUAUUUUAUGUAUUGUUUAUUAAUUUAUUUUAUAUUAAUACAUAACUUCACUGUAUUCGUUGAGAAUAUUCGCUACAGUCACGUGCUAUGAUUUCGGUGACCCUAAGAAAAAUAAAGAUCCACUUAAAUGCAAA
This is a messenger RNA of Fundulus heteroclitus (mummichog), 4405 nucleotides long. RefSeq names its product oocyte zinc finger protein XlCOF6-like. Gene Ontology annotation, cellular component: PcG protein complex; transcription regulator complex; nucleus. Bases 340 to 3084 code for a protein of 914 amino acids. Gene Ontology annotation, molecular function: DNA-binding transcription factor activity, RNA polymerase II-specific; RNA polymerase II cis-regulatory region sequence-specific DNA binding. Gene Ontology annotation, biological process: negative regulation of transcription by RNA polymerase II; central nervous system development; regulation of immune system process. NCBI's taxonomy places the organism in Eukaryota, Metazoa, Chordata, Actinopteri, Cyprinodontiformes, Fundulidae. The record is from RefSeq and is a predicted model, not a curated record. The transcript has 4 exons.